Ilex paraguariensis (yerba mate) is the source of this 3171-nucleotide messenger RNA. The record is from the annotation of a GenBank genome assembly. Lineage: Eukaryota; Viridiplantae; Streptophyta; Magnoliopsida; Aquifoliales; Aquifoliaceae.
GCCGCUCUCACUAAAUAUAUGUGCAGUUGUGCACGUAUCUCAUCCCCACCCCCACUUCUCAAAAAUUUAAUGGAACAACGACCAGCAACAACAACAUCAACACCAUCAACAGAGCAGCAACCUCCACCACAGCCACCGCAAACACCACCAUCACCACCCUCAACUUCAUCAUCUCUUCCACCUCCCUCUUCCGUACUACCUUCAACUUCUUCCCCAAACCCUAACCCUAGACCAUCCACCUCUCAACCAAACCCACAACCCCACCAACAACAAGCAAGACCACCCUUCAACAGACCAUGGCAACAACCCUCAAGUUUCCCUCACUUCUCGAGCUCUUCGCCUUCACUUCCGCCUGUGCCGCCCUUUUCCUCUUCUACUUCGUCUGCGAUAUCGGCGGCACCUCCACAAAGGGGUGGAAUGGCCAUUGGGGUUCCUGCGCACCACCCGAACCCUCCUCCGCCACCGCCCGCCUCUUUUUCCUCUCUGACGCCGCCUUCUUUUGGUCAGCAAUAUAGCGGAUUGGGUCGCAAUGUGGCAAAUUUGCCUGAUUCUGUGGCCAGUUCGAGCACAUCCCAGGCGAGACAACCAAUACAAGGAAUGGGAAUGAUGGGAUCACUUGGUUCGAGUUCAUCAAUGCGGCCUGGUGUGGUUCCUGCACACCAUCAACUGAGACCUGGCCAGUCAGUUCUUAGACCACAGACAAACCCAAAUAACCCGACACCUGCUUCGCAAAAUUUUCAAGGGCAUAGCAUGUUAAGGGGUUCAACUGUGGGAUCACCUAGUUCGCCAUCACCUAACACGUCGCAAAGUUCGCAGCUUCAUACUCAACCGUGGUUGUCUUCUGGACCACAAGGGAAGCCUCCAUUACCGCCCUCAUCACCACGAGCACAAAUGAACCCACAAUCAUUGCAGCAAAGAUCCCAUAUUCCUCAGCAACAUCGUUCCAUAACAGCUUCACUGCAACAGCAGUCAUCCUCUGUCCAACAACCUCCACCUUCACAUCAGCCACAAGAGCAUUAUGAGCAACAGUUUCCAUCAUCGAGGAUCCAACAAUCAUUACCCCAUCAGCAACAAAUUACAAGAGGUCAGGGAUUGGGAGGCCAGAAACCUUCGUUUCAUGCAACCGUACAACCUAGUACAUCCCAGCUGGGACCUCCUAAUAGAACAUCUAUUGCAGAAUCUAGUGAAACUUGUAACAGGAUUCUGAGCAAGAGAAGUAUCCAAGAGCUUGUUACCCAGGUGAGCGUGUCGGUCUUCUAUUUUUAUUUUUCUACCUCUUUUGUGCAGACUGCUAGACUGUUUGACAUCUUUCAUACCCAUUAUCCUCCAGACUACGAUGAUAUAAACGGUAUGUAGUGGCAUUUUAAGAUAUUGGCAUCCAUUUGAUGAGUUAAUUGAUGCAGAAGAUGUAUACCACAAAAUUAUCAUUGGGUCGCUACCUUUUCUAGUAACUCGGCAGUGGUUUUUUAUUUCUUAACUAAGGCUUACAUGUUCUUAAGAAAGUUGUAAGAUGCCUUUUAAUAACUUGGUCAAGCCCCCCCUUUUUUGAAGGUUGGCAAGACCUUUCAUCUCCUCUCCUUUUCUAGUUUGGGAGGUGGAGGCAUGGGAAUAAAUCAUAGAGUUCUAGGUCAACAUUCUUAGUACCUUCACUAUGAAUGGGGAAGCUAUAACAGCAUUAAAUUCUGUGGCACUUUCAAAUGAAGAAAAGGAAAGAACCAUUGAGGCAUAUGUAGUGUCCUUUUUAGUGUUUGUGAAUGGUAAAUGAAACUUGUCAUAACAAGGAAAGAAGAAAGAUGAUAUCAAGACGAAAGCAAAGAUUGAUGAUUUUUUUGUUCUUAAACUUUUUGGUACGUCACAGUAUUAUCUUUUGGUUAAAUUCUUUAGUCUAUGGUGUGCACCUUCUUCAUUCAUCUUUGAAAGAUAGCACCUUGUUCAGAGCAGCUAAUUGUUUUAGGAAACUAUGGUAUAUGAUCCAUUGUUAUAGUUCAAAAUGUCAUUUAUACCCUUGGUUGUGGAGCAGUAUUCGAAAUAAGUUUAUCUUGGAAAGGACAAAUCUUGUAAUAAUCACCCCAUUGCUUUUCAAAGUGUAUAAUCAUUUAGGGACAUCCAAAUAAGUAAAUGGUUGCAAUUUUUCACAGACAGAGGGAGUACUAAUAUGUUUUUUGUGAUCCUUUUUGGUCCUUAUCAUUGACUUCUUUUCUUCCUGGUCAGAUUGAUCCAUCAGAAAGGUUGGAUCCUGAAGUAGAAGACAUUCUUGUGGAUAUUGCAGAUGAAUUUGUGGAAUCUGUGAGUUAAUGAAUACGUUUUUAAUUUUUUUUUAAUAAAACUAACUAUUUAUUUCGAUGCAUAGUUGUUUUACUUGGAUGUAGGGAAGGUUUGUAUUUGGGAUUCCUUUUGUUGUCAAUAAUACCAUUAACAGGAAGCAGAACUUAUUGCUAACAACGUAUUAUUAUCUCGUUUUGUUAUCCGAGCACUGCUUAGAAGUAGUUUUCUUAUUGUAUCAGUUUUAUUGUGCUGGUCUGUUCUUUUUUUCUUUUUGACAUUUUUAUUUGUGUAUUUUUAUUGUGUCUGCUGGGAGCAGAUAACAACCUUUGGUUGCUCUUUGGCUAAGCAUCGGAAAUCAAGUACAUUGGAAGCCAAGGAUAUUCUUUUACAUCUUGAAAGAAACUGGAAUAUUGCACUUCCUGGUUUUGGUGGGGAUGAGAUUAAGAGCUACAGAAAACCGGUAAAAAGUUUAGUGACUGGUUAUUUGUAUAUGAAGAAGCGUCAGUCUUGCAUAAGAGUGUGUAUACAUGUGAUGUUGGGGGUUUCAUCUUUAUAUUGAUACAUGUUUUUGUUGCUCAAACACAUUCUUUGAAUUGUAUGCACGUUUAAUUGGGCUGUUUGAUGGCUUUGCAGUUUACAAGUGAUAUUCAUAGGGAGCGACUUUCUGUGGUAGGUUUGGCUUCAGUAGUUCUUUUGUUAUUCUCACAAUGAACACACACACACAAAGGGACCCAUCAUUGACUUGUUAGGCUAUAGCGUGAUGGAUGCUUAAGUCACUGGAUAGGUAUAAGGGAGUGAUAUUUUUUGUUUCCAAAGGGGGCUAGUCCCAAACUUUCACAGAUUUGUUUUAUCCUUGUCGGUCUAUAAUAUAUUCCUUUGGCAGAUAAAAAAGUCUAUUAUGACUUC